AUGGAUGGAGCUCCCUUGCGCCAGAGUAGCGCCAAAUCUUCGACAGACGGCAGCAGGUCUUUCGAGGAAAGCUGCUGUCGCUUCGUGGCAUCCAUGGCCGCUGCAAGUCCGGAGGUCGUGCGCGGGAUUCCGCUCUUCCGGCUGGUUCGGCUUGCGCCGCUCUACUGGCUGAGAGGGGAGCUGCAGAGACUGCACCAUCGCAGUGAGGUGGUGACCGAGUUUGACGAGUUUUGGUCUCACUCCUGGCAGGCCUCAGCUGGCUCGAAAUGCAUCAACAUCCUGAUGCGGACAAAUGGCGUGCCUGCGUUCCUGCUGAGUAUGGUCAGUGUGAUGGUUGCGACAUUGCUGGCUCGCCUUGAGAUUUUGCACCCCAGGGACCGGUUCGGAGCUGCCUGGUGCGUGCUUCUGGGAAGCCUGGUUUACUACAGCACCUUGCUGCUCUGGAGGCAACGUCGCGUGGUGUUUCUGGACUUGGCAUGCAUAAACCAAACCGACCGGGAGCUCAAGGCCCAGGGCAUAGGGAGCCUGGGAGCAAUUCUGAAGGCGUCGAAGUCCAUGUCGGUGAUGUGGGAUGCAACGUACGCCACGCGACUCUGGUGCAUGUUCGAGCUUGCGGCUUUUCUACAUAGCCGACCAGCCGAAAGCAAAGCAGAGAUCAUGGUGUGCCCGCCAUUGUUGGGUCCCAUCCGGCUGGGAAUUCAUUUCGGCAUGCUUCUACUCAUGCUUGUGUACUGGCCAGCCGUGUUCUUCGGCGGGCUGAAGGUCCUGGGCGGUGCUGCCUUCGUUUGUCUUUGCUGGGCGGGACAUACCGUGCGAGCAUAUUGGCGCGACGUUGACAUGAUGGAAAAGCAAGCCGGUCAGUUCUCCAUCGCUCGCAGCCUCUGUUCUUGCUGCGACGCGGGCACGGAGUGCAACAAUCUCACAUGUGACCGCAGGAUUAUUGCUGCGUGUAUCCGAGCCUGGUUUGGUUCCAUAGCCAUCUUCGAGGAGCGGGUGCACUACGAAGAGCGGAAGCUGCUUGCCAACCGUCUUCGCAACAACUCCAUCACCUACUUUGAAAUGGUGCAGGCGGCAGCUCCUAUUCUUUGGUUGGGACUCGAUGUUAUGGCGACUCGAGAGAACAUGCAUUUCAAGUCUGCCGAGCUAGCAAAGGAUUGCGCGCGGUGGUUGGCAAUCGUCCCUUUCAUCAUGAAGCUAUGCCUCCGCUUGACGUACUCCCUCAGAGCGCGCUGUUGCACUGUUCAUGUGGAUAUUCUCGUUUCCUGUGGAAUUGUGGCCGUCGCAGUUGCUUUAUUCCUGCUGAGUACAAUUAUUGACCUGAACGUACUUCAGCGGCUGAUUCCUGAUCCUUGA
Symbiodinium necroappetens is the source of this 1353-nucleotide messenger RNA. The record is from the annotation of a GenBank genome assembly. NCBI's taxonomy places the organism in Eukaryota, Dinophyceae, Suessiales, Symbiodiniaceae.